AUGGCGUCCAAUAGUAUCAAACUUUUGUCUGGAAAUUCGCACCCAGAACUGGCCGAGACAAUUGCCAAAACGCUAGGAUUAUCGCUAUCCAAAAUCGGUGUUUACCAGUACUCCAACAAAGAGACAUCAGUUACCAUCGGCGAGAGCAUUCGCGAUGAAGACGUAUACAUUAUUCAAACGGGCAGUGGUCAGCAAGAAAUUAACGAUUUUCUGAUGGAAUUAUUGAUUUUGAUCCAUGCCUGCAAGACAGCUUCUGCCAGAAGAAUUACAGCUGUCAUUCCAAACUUCCCCUACGCACGUCAGGACAAGAAAGACAAAAGCCGGGCCCCAAUAACUGCAAAGCUGAUUGCGAAUUUGCUGGAAACGGCCGGCUGUGACCACGUUAUAACCAUGGACCUUCACGCCUCGCAAAUCCAAGGUUUUUUCCACAUACCUGUCGACAAUCUUUACGCCGAACCAAGCGUGCUCAACUACAUUAGAACAAAAACUGACAUCCAAAAUGCCAUUUUAGUCUCUCCCGACGCUGGUGGUGCCAAAAGAGUAGCUUCCAUCGCCGACAAGUUGGAUUUGAAUUUCGCACUGAUACACAAGGAAAGACAAAAGGCCAACGAAGUCUCUAGAAUGGUUCUGGUAGGCGACGUGAGAGGCAAAUCCUGCCUUUUGGUGGACGACAUGGCCGACACGUGUGGUACUCUAGUGAAAGCCUGUGACACACUCUUCGAAAACGGAGCAAAAGAAGUUAUUGCAGUUGUUACCCAUGGCAUUUUCUCGGGCUCUGCGAGGGAGAAACUACGGAACAGCAAAAUUUCCAGGAUGGUUUGCACCAAUACACUUCCCGUGGAUUUGCAAUUGGACAUUUUCGAUCAAAUCGAUAUUAGUCCCACCUUGGCUGAGGCCAUCCGUAGGCUGCACAACGGUGAGAGUGUUUCCUAUCUUUUCACGCAUGCCCCCGCCUAG
Lachancea meyersii CBS 8951 is the source of this 957-nucleotide messenger RNA. The record is from the annotation of a GenBank genome assembly. NCBI's taxonomy places the organism in Eukaryota, Fungi, Ascomycota, Saccharomycetes, Saccharomycetales, Saccharomycetaceae.